AGAUUCACUCUACACAGUGAACUCUAAAACACAGAGAUCCAGCCAUGACUCCUACAGUCACUUCAGCAAGAACCUACUCUGAGGAACACCUGACUCUCACCAACAAGCUUAGAAAGCCACAGGUGGAGAAGUUACGUAGAGAUCGUAUCAACAGCAGCAUUGAGCAGCUCAAGUCUCUCCUGGGUACAGAACUCCUCAACCAGCAGCCUGACUCCAAGCUGGAGAAAGCUGACAUCCUGGAGAUGACAGUUUCUUUAUUGAGCCGCCUGCAGCCAAUCAGCUCCUCUUCCUGCUCUGCACCUACCAAUCAAGGUCACUCCAGGUGUGUCCAAGAGAUGGUGCACUUCCUGUCCAAGGAGGAGAUGGAGACAGAGUCCCAGAGAAGACUGCUGAGCCACUUCCAGAGCCAGCAGUCAUCCUCUAAUAAGAACAACAGGGAGACUGACCUGCCUCAGCUGAGCUCCCCAGCCCAGCACAGCAUCAGUAAAGAGAAGAGUCCAGUCAACAGCACCCCCUGGAGGCCCUGGUAGAGACCUACAGACUGCAGCUCUACUCCGAGACAUGACCAUGUUGGUCAGAGAUUAACAUUACCAACAACAUUAUUGACAAGUGAAGAUGAUGUUCUGUAUGAACAGAACGAUUGCUGAUUUUGAUAUUGAUCAUUACAAUCUGAAGCUUUUUUGGUUACCCACACUGGGUAUUAUUCAUUGAAUCUCUCAGAUUUCCUCUGAUCUGUUCAAAGGUCAACCAAUCUCUUCAGGAUAAUCCUGAAUUUCACACUACAUUUUUGUAGUAUGAAUUUUGAUGUGCAUCUCUGUGAAGUUUGCACCAAUUUGUUUUUAUGUAAACUUACAGUAAGUGAUACAUUAUCACUGUUCCUCCAUGAGGAUUAUUUACCCAAAACAGGUAUCACUGUUAUCAUCUUUCUGUGAUUAUUGUUAAAUGAUCUGUUUUAAGAUUAAUAUAUUUCUCAAACUAUGAAUAACUUUGAAAUAUUUCUAUUGAGGAAUAUCAAGUUUUC
Hypomesus transpacificus is the source of this 1021-nucleotide messenger RNA. RefSeq names its product transcription factor HES-5-like. Gene Ontology annotation, molecular function: DNA-binding transcription factor activity, RNA polymerase II-specific; protein dimerization activity; RNA polymerase II cis-regulatory region sequence-specific DNA binding. The record is from RefSeq and is a predicted model, not a curated record. Gene Ontology annotation, biological process: regulation of neurogenesis; anterior/posterior pattern specification; regulation of transcription by RNA polymerase II. NCBI's taxonomy places the organism in Eukaryota, Metazoa, Chordata, Actinopteri, Osmeriformes, Osmeridae. The transcript is spliced from 2 exons. Bases 45 to 530 code for a protein of 161 amino acids. Gene Ontology annotation, cellular component: nucleus.